Messenger RNA from Neomonachus schauinslandi (Hawaiian monk seal), 882 nucleotides. RefSeq names its product boule homolog, RNA binding protein (gene BOLL). NCBI's taxonomy places the organism in Eukaryota, Metazoa, Chordata, Mammalia, Carnivora, Phocidae. The transcript has 10 exons. Gene Ontology annotation, molecular function: protein binding; RNA binding. The record is from RefSeq and is a predicted model, not a curated record. Bases 1 to 882 code for a protein of 293 amino acids.
AUGGAGACCGAGUCCGGGGCGCAAACAUCAAAUCAGACGCAAACAGAUUCAUUAUCUCCAUCCCCUAAUCCUGUGUCACCUGUGCCUUUGAAUAACCCAACAAGUGCCCCAAGAUAUGGAACAGUGAUCCCUAAUCGCAUCUUUGUAGGAGGAAUUGACUUUAAGACAAAUGAAAAUGAUUUAAGGAAGUUUUUUUCCCAGUAUGGGUCUGUAAAAGAAGUGAAGAUUGUAAAUGACAGAGCUGGAGUGUCCAAAGGGUAUGGCUUCGUCACUUUUGAAACACAAGAAGAUGCACAAAAAAUUUUACAAGAGGCUGAAAAACUUAAUUAUAAGGAUAAGAAACUGAACAUUGGUCCAGCAAUAAGAAAACAACAAGUAGGAAUCCCUCGUUCCAGUAUAAUGCCAGCAGCUGGAACAAUGUAUCUAACAACUUCAACUGGAUAUCCUUACACUUAUCAUAAUGGUGUUGCUUAUUUUCAUACUCCAGAGGUAACUUCUGUCCCACCACCUUGGCCUUCACGUUCUAUAUCUAGUUCCCCUGUGAUGGUAGCUCAGCCAGUUUAUCAGCAACCUGCAUAUCACUACCAGGCCCCUGCGCAGUGUCUACCAGGACAGUGGCAGUGGGGUGUUCCUCAGUCUCCUGCCUCUUCUGCUCCAUUCUUAUACCUGCAACCCUCUGAGGUUAUUUAUCAACCAGUGGAAAUUGCACAAGAUGGUGGAUGUGUUCCUCCUCCUCUAUCUCUGAUGGAAGCUUCAGUUCCAGAGCCUUAUUUUGAUCAUGGAGUUCAAGCAACAUAUCACCAGGUUUAUGCUCCAAGUGCCAUCUCUAUGACUGCACCUGUGAUGCAGCCUGAACCAAUUAAAGUAAGAAGUGUGUUUUGA